GCGACCCAAGGCUUCAGGUUAGCUAUCCUACGAUAUUCUCGCUCCAGAUUGUAUAUGAGUCUUGAGUUUGAACCUUAUCCUACCAUUUUCCACUUUAUUUGGGGAAGAAUUUUAGUACAAAGCAUCCUAGAGGUGUGGGAGUAGCUUACUGGGCAGUCGACAACAAAUAUGGCUCCCCAAGAUCCUAGCCUGCAGGAUGAUCUGCUGGAAGGCUUUGAGUCUGUACCCGGUUCUUUUGCGCCGCAACGAUCAGAAAGCAGGAGUACGAUGGGAGGGCGCGAUCCUCCAAUAUCGUACCCCUCAACUCCGACGGGUGAGGUACCCCUGUUCCAUACUCGUACGAAUACAACCAAGUCGACGAAAGGCAAAAAGUCAUUUCCUCGUCCUACAGGUACUUCAGCCUUGAAUCGACUUGUCAUCGCUGUCGAUUAUGGAACGACAUUUACUGGUAUUGCGUUCGCUACGCCAACCUCCCCUUACGCGAAUCUCAAGGACAUCAAGGUCUUGGGAGAUUGGCCCGCUGAGAUGGGAGAUUAUGGGAAGAUACCGAGCGUCAUAUCCUACUCCCCAUCGACCGAUGCCGGUGAGUUGCAGUGGGGUGCGAGUAUCAGCCCGAAUGCUGUGACAAUGUUUAAUACAAAGCUGGAGCUCGACGUGCAGGAUAAUAAGAGCGACGAACUUGACCUCGUCUUAGCGGUGCUUGAUGGGGUGGAUGAUCUCAAUUUUGAGACCGUAAAGGCAUCUGCGUCAGAUCCAGAAUAUACUCCCAAGACUCCAGAGCAAAUUGUGGCGGACUACCUAGCUCAUGUCUUUGAGCACCUGAACCACGAGUUCGAUCAUAUAGGAACCCGUUUGAAAGGGCAGUUACAGGUUGAUGUCGUAGUCUCUGUCCCAGUGGGUUGGUCAUAUCGAGCCACAAAUUCAACACUGCGAGCGAUUGCCUCCGCGGGACUCAAUGAAUACUCAUACCCAUCACUCAGAGAUGUAAUCGUUGUCACCGAGCCAGAGGCAGCAGCAAUGUUCACAGCACGUUCUUUAAAAGAAGACAAGAAUACCGACUUCCUACAGCCUAAUGAUUGCUUUAUACUUUGCGAUGCAGGCGGUGGAACUGUCGACGUUGUUACCUACAGAGUUAUCAGCCUUGUCCCUACACUUGAGCUCGAAGCAGUGACGGUCGCGACAAGCGCAAAAUGCGGUGCGACGUUUAUUGAUGCAAAAUUCAAGCAGUGGCUCAGCUACUAUCUCGGGGCACAUUACCUGGUUCUCGAUCCACACUUUCGCAGACGAAGAGAAGGGAGGAUCACAGAGAGUGGGGAUAUGAGGCAUAUAAUGCGAACUUUUGACGAAUGGAAAAAGUCGUUCAGCAGUCAAAGCGACGACAUCAAAUUCUACGUGCCCGAAGGCCCGCUGUGGGAAGUUUCAAUAAAGGGAAAGUUACAGGAAGGUGAGCUUACUAUUCCACGCGACCAUAUGAUGAAGUUUUUCAAUCACUCCGUGAACAGCGUUCUGGCACUCAUCAAUGGUCAAAGAAUGCAAGCAGAGGACAAAAGCUACCGUGUAAAGAGCGUUUUUCUAGUUGGAGGAUUUGGGGAAUCGCCCUAUUUGCAGGAGGAGUUGACAAAGUCCUUGAACUAUCGCAAAAUCGCCUUGCGCCGACCAGAAUCAGCACUGGCAUGGACAGCCGUGGUCCGAGGUGCGGUUAUGUAUGGCAUUGAGAAAGCCCACCACGAAAAGCUGAAAAUCCCCUGGAAGUUCAAAAGCAGCUACGGUAUCAUGUUAACAGAGCCGUUUUCGUUUAAUUCUAAUAUCAGAGAUCGCCGCUGGGACAAUGUGACGAACAUGGCCAUGGCUGAUCAACAACUCAGCUGGUUAGUUCGUCGAGGGGACUGGAUACUCCCAGACUCAAAAUCGGACAUCGACACCCCAUUCGAGGAACACGUCGACAAACAUUUUGUCUGGUAUUAUUCCGGUGUAGAUGAACGGAAGCUCAGUAUACCGGUGUACGAAUAUGGACAUCCAGACGACAUUGUGCCAAUGAGAUAUGGCUCAGGCCGACAUGGUAUAUACCGAUCUUCUUUGCAGACAUCGAAACCUAGCUAAAUCAUAUAACUACAGAGCUAGUCAAGGUCGCCUCACUCCAGUGCGAGUUGAAUCAUGUUCCAUUAGAAGAGUUUGACAGAUGCGAGAAUGCCAGGACGCGGCAACCGUACUUCGCUGCAAAUAUGACAUGCAGGUUCAUUCUUUUGAGCUCGUCGUUAAUUGCAGAGGUCUAUUGUAAUGAAAUAAAGCUGUGCAGUCAAAAGGUUGUGGAUUUCGAUGUAGGAAGCUCUAGACGUUAAUUUAUCAGCAUUACACAAUUCGAACGUAUUGUUUCCACCGAG
This is a messenger RNA of Hyaloscypha bicolor E, 2381 nucleotides long. Its product is annotated as actin-like ATPase domain-containing protein. The transcript has 9 exons. NCBI's taxonomy places the organism in Eukaryota, Fungi, Ascomycota, Leotiomycetes, Helotiales, Hyaloscyphaceae. Bases 169 to 2100 code for a protein of 643 amino acids. The record is from RefSeq and is a predicted model, not a curated record. Gene Ontology annotation, molecular function: ATP-dependent protein folding chaperone; ATP binding.